GCAUCUCAUAGGUGAUGGGUCGACUGGAGUGGGGCCAGAGCUGGCCCGUAUAAAAGGGGGCCUCCAGAUAUCCACAGAGCAUCAGUCCUCAAAUCCAGGAACAGCAGCAACCAUGAGGGCAUUCGUGAUCUUAGCGCUCGCCACGGUGGCGAUGGCGCGUCCAGAAGCACCAGGCGGGUAUUCUUACUCUCAGCCACAGCAGCCGAGUGGAAGCUAUGGAGCACCCGGAGGUGGAAGUGGUGGUGGAUUCAGUGGAAGCUUAGGAGGACUUGGAGGUCUAGGACUUAGCGGUGGACACGGAGGAAGCCUUGGCGGCCUCGGCGGUGGUCAUGGAGGAUUCGGAGGCGGAAGUGGCCUCGGAGGUGGUUUCGGAGGUGGAAGCUUCGGUGGAGGCAGCAGCGGUAGCUCCUUCGGAUCUAGCAGCGGCGCUAGCUCCUUCGGUGGAAGCAGCGGCGGUGGCUCCUUUGGUGGAAGCAGCGGCGGUAGUUCCUUCGGAGGCGGCGGUGGAUCGUUCGGUAGUGGAUCAUUCGGAGGUGGAUCAUUCGGAGGUGGCUCCCUGAUCCAGAAACACAUCUACGUCCACGUUCCUCCCCCAGAGGCACCUGAAGACAGGCCAUCCAGACCUAUCCAGGCCCCAGCACCUGCCCAGAAACACUACAAAAUUAUCUUCAUCAAAGCACCCACUCCACCAACCCCAACUGCCCCAGUCAUCCCUGCCUUCCAACAAGACGAACAGAAGACCCUCAUCUACGUCCUCGUCAAGAAACCCGAAGAAGCUCCAGAAAUCAACUUGCCAGCCGUCGCACCGACUCAGCCCAGCAAACCCGAAGUUUACUUCAUCAAGUACAAGACCCAGAAGGAAGCUUCCGGCAGUGGAUCCGGUAUCAGCGGAGGAAUCGGAGGUGGAUCUGGCAUUGGCGGUGGAUCUGGCAUUGGUGGUGGAUCUGGGAUUGGUGGUGGUUCUGGCAUUGGAGGUGUUCUCGGUGACAGUGGACACGGAAGCAGCGGAAUCGGUGGAGGAAUCGGCGGAUCGGGACCAAGUGGACCCAGUGGAAGCUACGGACCCCCCGGUGGAUCCGGUCCCUACUAGUCAAUUAUCACUCGCCCUCCUUCCUUCUCCGUUCACUGUCACAAACACUCCACGCACACGAACGCACACACACGCACAAGCACACGUACACGUGACGCGAGAAUUUGUAAAAUAAUGACGAUCCGAAA
This is a messenger RNA of Belonocnema kinseyi, 1218 nucleotides long. RefSeq names its product glycine-rich cell wall structural protein. Bases 113 to 1090 code for a protein of 325 amino acids. Lineage: Eukaryota; Metazoa; Arthropoda; Insecta; Hymenoptera; Cynipidae. The record is from RefSeq and is a predicted model, not a curated record. The transcript has 3 exons.